Messenger RNA from Meloidogyne enterolobii, 539 nucleotides. Lineage: Eukaryota; Metazoa; Nematoda; Chromadorea; Rhabditida; Meloidogynidae. The record is from the annotation of a GenBank genome assembly.
UUUUUUUUUAAUUUUUUUCAUUUUUCUACAAUUUUCUCUGAUAACUGUUCCAAUAUUUACUUUAUAAUUUUUAUAUUCAAUCUUUUUGGAGAUAGCUAAAUAAUCUUUUUCUUCGAGUAGUAGAAGGGUAGAGGGAGAGCCAAGUAAUCCCGCCAGCUUUAUAUUUUCUUUUACUUUUCUUUUUAUAUUUUUUUUUCUUCAUUUCCUCAAAUACCACAAAAAUUUUUUGAUGUGUUUGCCUGUGUGUGGCGAGGCCACCAAAAUAAAAUUUUAUAUUUUGCUCAUCCAUUUAGCUAAUACUUUAGUUAAAUCUUUUCUUCUUUACUUUCCUCAUCCUCCCUCUUUUCUAUCUACCUACAGCGUUACUUUUCUUGAUGAUGAUUAGCUAACUAACUAGCUAACUUUCUGUUCACUUUAUUGUGUUUGGUUAAAGCCGGCAGCAACUUCUUUCUUUCCUCUCAUUCAGAGCAUUUAGCCAAUCCCGACGUUUAUUUUAUUUUAGUUUUUCUUUCGGCUUAUAUCGUAAGCUUAGGAGAUAG